Molecule: messenger RNA, 1954 nt
Organism: Andrographis paniculata
Lineage: Eukaryota; Viridiplantae; Streptophyta; Magnoliopsida; Lamiales; Acanthaceae
Product: protein NRT1/ PTR FAMILY 5.2-like
Exons: 5
Coding region: 37-1773 (578 amino acids)
Biological process (GO): transmembrane transport; dipeptide transport
Cellular component (GO): membrane
Molecular function (GO): dipeptide transmembrane transporter activity; tripeptide transmembrane transporter activity
Source: RefSeq, a predicted model, not a curated record
UUGUAUUUCGGAAGCUCAAUUUUCCGGCGGCCGUAAAUGGAAGGCGAAGAAAACGGUGACUACACAAAAGACGGAACCGUCGACCUCAGAGGAUAUCCUGUCCGUCGAUCCAAGCGCGGCGGUUGGACCGCCUGCUCCUUCGUCGUCGUGUAUGAGGUAUUGGAACGAAUGACGUACUGCGGGAUUUCAUCCAACUUGGUACUGUACCUGACGAGGAAGCUGCAUCAAGGAACGGUAACGGCGUCAAAUAACGUCACGUAUUGGAACGGCGCCGUCUGGAUGACGCCGGUAAUCGGCGCCUACAUUGCCGACGCACAUCUCACCCGUUAUUGGACUUUUCUCAUAGCUUCCUUCAUUUAUCUCGUGGGCAUGUGCCUAUUGACGGCAUCGGUGUCGGUUCCGGGAUUAAGGCCUCCGCCAUGCACCGGCCCAAACCCUACCAGUUGCCGGACACCCACCACAUCGGAGCUCGCAGUAUUUUUCACCGCGCUUUACACAUUAGCCAUCGGCACCGGCGGCACGAAGCCGAACAUCUCCACCAUCGGCGCCGAUCAAUUCGACGAUUUCAGCCCUAAGGAGAAGGCGCAGAAGAUUUCAUUCUUCAAUUGGUGGAUGUUCAGCAUUUUCUCCGGCGUUCUCUUCGGCAACACCGUCAUCGUCUACCUACAGGACAACGUCGGCUGGCCUCUGGGGUACGGAAUUCCUACCGCCGGCCUUGCUUUGGCGAUUAUUGUUUUCGUAAUAGGAACUCCCUUCUAUAGGCAUAAAAAGCCCCAUGGAAGCCCCUUCACGAGAAUGGCUAGGGUCAUUGUCGCGGCAUCGAGGAAAUCUAGAGUUCCAAUUCCUGAAAACACUGGAGAAUUGUAUGAACUCGAAGAUGUGUGUAACACGAAAGGGAAAUUCAAGCUCGAAUCCACCCCUGCCUUGAGGUUUUUGAACAAAGCUUGUGUGAAAACAAAUUCAAAGAGUCCAUGGAUGCUCUGCUCAGUAACAGAAGUUGAGGAAACCAAACAGAUUUUGAAAAUGCUACCAAUCUUGAUCUCUACAUUCAUUCCAAGCGUGAUGAUUGCUCAAACCAACACUCUUUUCAUCAAACAAGGGGUGACACUCGACGGAAGGAUGAGUAGUCAUUUCAAGUUGCCUCCUGCAAGUCUAAGCACAUUUGUUACACUAACCUUGCUCACUUGCUUACUAGUAUACGAUCGUGUAUUUGUCAAGAUUGCUAGAAAAUGGACCAAAAAUCCAAGAGGGAUUACUCUGCUCCAGAGAUUGGGGAUCGGGUUUUCGCUUCAUAUUAUCAUCAUGGCUGUAGCAUCUGUUACCGAAAGGUAUAGGCUGAACAUGGCCAAGAAAUACGGCUUAGUCGAGAGUGGUGGGCAAGUUCCAUUGACAAUAUUUAUCUUGCUUCCGCAAUUCAUACUAAUGGGAGUGGCAGAUGCUUGUUCAGAAGUUGCGAAGCUUGAGUUCUUCUAUGAUCAAGCUCCCGAGAGCAUGAAAAGUCUCGGGACUUCAUUCUACUCAACUAGCAUGGGAAUUGGAAGCAUACUCAGUAGUUUCAUUCUUUCCGGCGUUGCUCGUGUCACCAGAUCCAAUAGUCAUAAGGGAUGGAUUUUGAACAACCUCAACGCCUCCCGUCUUGAUUUGUACUUUGCAUUUUUGGCAGUCUUGAGCUUCUUGAACUUCAUAGCUUUUCUAGUUAUAGCCAGAUGGUAUAGGUAUAAGGUUGAAGUCUCGGACUCGAUGGAAGCGCUUAAAGAAAAAUUGGAGAUCUAGAAGUUGAGGAACCAAGUUGAAUUAUCAGCUCAUGGAUAUCGAUUCGUUCAUCCGGAUACGCUUCUCUUUGCCAAUUUGAAUGUUCUCUUGAGGAAGUGAUUCGCGGUUCGAUCAUUUCUGUGGCAGAGUACUCUCAAUAUGGUAUUAGGAUCCAAACUGUGCCAUUUCCCUGUUGUUGGAG